UCUCUUUCCAAGUCGAAGAAUCAGCGUCGCACGUUUCCUGUUUGUAGCUCAUUCGAGUUGCAGCCCAUCGUACGGACUGUGUGCUUUUAUUUUCUGAUAGUUUUGCUUCCUUACUUGUUUCGUCCUUUGGAAAAUAUAAAGAAAACAACAAAGUCGCCAAGAUGCCGCGAAUCAUGAUCAAAGGAGGCGUUUGGCGCAAUACGGAGGAUGAAAUCCUCAAAGCAGCGGUGAUGAAAUAUGGGAAAAAUCAGUGGUCCCGUAUUGCCUCAUUGCUCCACCGAAAGUCGGCCAAGCAGUGCAAAGCCCGAUGGUACGAGUGGCUUGACCCCAGCAUCAAGAAAACUGAGUGGUCCCGAGAGGAGGAGGAGAAGCUUCUCCAUCUGGCCAAGCUGAUGCCUACCCAGUGGCGAACCAUCGCGCCCAUCAUAGGACGCACGGCCGCUCAGUGUCUCGAGCACUACGAAUACCUGCUCGACAAGGCAGCGCAGCGAGAUAACGAGGAAGAAGUGGGAGAGGACCCCAGAAAGUUGAAGCCGGGAGAGAUAGACCCCAACCCCGAGACUAAACCGGCCAGACCCGACCCCGUGGACAUGGAUGAAGAUGAACUUGAAAUGCUGUCUGAGGCCCGAGCUCGACUGGCCAACACGCAGGGCAAGAAAGCUAAGAGGAAGGCCAGAGAGAAGCAGUUGGAGGAAGCCAGACGUUUGGCGGCGCUGCAGAAGCGGCGAGAGUUGAGAGCGGCGGGCAUCCACGUCGGCAAGAGGAGGAAGAAGAAGCGAGGAGUGGACUACAAUGCUGAAAUCCCCUUUGAAAAGAAACCUGCCGCUGGCUUCUACGACACAAGCAUGGAGAUUUACGACCCCCUGGCGCCCAACUUCAAGCGUCUCCGCCAGCAGCACUUGGACGGCGAGCUGCGCAACGAGCGCGAGGACCGGGACCGGAAAAAGGACAAGCAGAAGAUCAAGAAGAAGAAGGAGAGCGACCUGCCCUCGGCCAUCCUGCAGACCAGCGGCGUGGCCGAGUUUACCAAGAAGCGCUCCAAAUUGGUCCUGCCUGCGCCACAAAUCAGCGACGCCAAGCUGGAGGAGGUGGUGAAGAUGGCCGUGGCCAGCGAGGUUGCCCGCCAGGCAGCUGAGGAGAGCGAGAGCGCCAACGGCGCAUCUUCAGCACUGCUCUCCGAGUACAGCGUCACCAACAACAUGAGCGCCGAAUUGCGCACGCCUGUCGCCCAGGACCGGAUCAUGCAGGAAGCUCAGAAUUUGAUGGCGCUGACCAACAUUGACACGCCACUGAAGGGUGGCCUGAACACGCCGUUGCAUGAGAGCGACUUCAGCGGCGUGACGCCCCAGCGGCAGCAGGUGCAGACCCCCAACACCGUGCUCAGCACCCCCUUCAGAACCCCUGGGCAUGGCCAAGGGCCAGAGAGCAUGACCCCGCAAGCGAGCGAGGCGUUGACCCCACGCGGGCCGGUCACGCCUGGUCUGACCCCCUUGCGUACGCCGCUGAGGGACAAGUUGAACAUCAACAGCGAGGAGCAGCUGGCUGACCCGUCCUACGCUAAACAUGCGCAACGAGAGAGUCUGCAGCAGCUGAGGCAGGGCCUGAUGUCACUUCCUUUGCCCAAAAACGACUUUGAGAUUGUCCUGCCUGAAAACGCAGAGAAAGAAUUGGAAGAGACCGAGAUGGGGGGCGGCUACGUGGAAGAUGCUGCUGACGUCGAGGCGCGCAAGCAGGCCCAUCGCGAUGCGGAGAGGGAGAAGGAGCUCAAGCUGCGCCACACUGCUGUUCAGAGGAACCUGCCCAGACCCACUGAUGUGAACGAGUCAGUACUGCGUCCCGCCUCCAUGGAGCUGAACGACCUGCAGGUGGCCGAGGAGCUGAUCAAACAGGAGAUGAUCACCAUGAUGCAUUAUGACUGUCUUCACCAUCCCACGGGCGGCGGGCAACUGCAGCGUGCAAAGGCCCGAGGACCGACAGCCACCUCCAACAACGCCCCGCACAUCGCCUACCUGGAUGCGCAUGCCUACAGCACCGUCAGCACCGAGGACAUGGACAAGGCCAAAGUGGUCCUGGCGGCUGAGAUGGAGGUGGUGAAGGCGGGCAUGGGGCACGGAGACCUCAGCAUGGAAGCCUACUCCCAAGUGUGGGAGGAAUGCUACAGCCAGGUGUUGUACCUGCCAGGACAAAACAGAUACACCCGAGCCAAUCUGGCAACCAAGAAGGAAAGACUGGAGAGCGUGGAAAAGAAACUCGAAGUGAACCGCGGUCACAUGACGGCGGAAGCCCGCAAGGCAGCCAAACUGGAGAAGAAGCUCAAGAUCCUCCUCGGCGGCUUCCAGUCCCGAGCUCUCGGCCUCCUCAAGCAGCACAACGAACUCUGGGAGCAGGUGGAGCAAGCGGCUAUGGAGCUGGAGACUUUCAGUCAGCUGAAGAAACAAGAAGACACAGCCAUUCCCAAAAGACUGGAGAUGUUGCGCGAGGACGUGGAGCGUCAAAUGGAACGAGAGCGGGAACUCCAGCAGCGCUAUGGAGAACUUGUGACGAUGCGUGAGGGCCUGGUCAACGGCGCUCUGAAAUUCUGAGGCCACGGUGAACCGUUCCUUUUUUACAAUGUACGCUACCGGUCUCAGACUCCUGUCCUCGAGGGCUGGGAUUUUGCUCGUUUUAGAUGUAUCCCUCCCCUAACACAUUUUUGAUCGUUUGAAUCAGGUGUGCUGGAGGAGGAAAACGUCAAACGUGUAGGAUACUGGCCAGUAAAUUGAGCAAGCGAGCGUGUCCCACGCACCUUUUGUGUUCUACGUUUGUCUUGGCAAAAAUUAAAGUUUAUUUCCCACAAUGCCAAA
Syngnathus typhle (broad-nosed pipefish) is the source of this 2843-nucleotide messenger RNA. RefSeq names its product CDC5 cell division cycle 5-like (S. pombe) (gene cdc5l). Gene Ontology annotation, molecular function: RNA polymerase II transcription regulatory region sequence-specific DNA binding; DNA-binding transcription factor activity, RNA polymerase II-specific. The coding region runs from base 162 to 2582 and encodes 806 amino acids. The transcript has 19 exons. Gene Ontology annotation, biological process: mRNA splicing, via spliceosome; regulation of transcription by RNA polymerase II. Gene Ontology annotation, cellular component: Prp19 complex; spliceosomal complex. The record is from RefSeq and is a predicted model, not a curated record. NCBI's taxonomy places the organism in Eukaryota, Metazoa, Chordata, Actinopteri, Syngnathiformes, Syngnathidae.